AAAGCAUACUUUUCUAAAUUUCCAAAGCAAUAUAAAUUGAGAAAUGCAACAACGGAGCUCAGUGCAUUUUCAGGCUCAGAAAGAAUCAGUUAAACACAAUUAACAAUGGCAAAGGCUUUCAUUAUUUUAAUAAUCAGCGCUUUGAUGCUCUUGCAGGUGCAAGCAGUUCCGCGCAUGCGUCGCGAUACUGGUAAUGUAGCUGUUCAACAGAAAGCGACGAACGCACGUUCCACGGGAACUUCGGAAAAGUUGAAAUUUAGACCACGUCAGCUACUGAUGACCACAACCCUGGCAGAUUUAUUGGGUUUGGCAAAAUAUGUGACCGAACAUGGACGUCCGCUCUUCAACAAAACCCUCGCACAAUUGGAGGCAGUUCCAGAUAAGUGUGACGGCCUUAAAGCGAAUAUCACACGCAUUUCUGAAUACCUUAAAACGAACGCUAAUCAGGGACAGUCGGAUGCCGCCGAAGACAUGUUGUCGCUUUUCGAAUCGAUGAUUACGCUAACGAGCAUAUUGCAAGAUGCCAACGAAAUGCCCCCAGAAUUGGAGCAAACAAAGACCGUUCAACAGGCUUUUAUUGAUAAUGGUUCGGAUAAGUUUGAAGAUGAUUUGAUGGCCGAAUUGAAAGUGGUCUCGAAGAAAUUCGAAAAAGCAAUCGAACAUUAUCUAUCCAUCUUGACUGAGGACCAAAAGAAGGAAGAGACUAAAUUAAUUGACUGGUAUACUAGGUUUACAAAUGAGAAGGAUGACGAGAAGAAAGCAGAAUUUUACUCCAACUUCUUUGACACUUUCAAUCCUUGAAAAUGUUUUAAUAUCUGUUUCAUAUAUGUAAUAUCAAACGUAUAUGGCUUAACCUUUAAGUAAAUAAAAUAUAAAUAUAUAGAGCUGCCUAAAA
This is a messenger RNA of Zeugodacus cucurbitae (melon fly), 895 nucleotides long. RefSeq lists its product as uncharacterized. Bases 106 to 801 code for a protein of 231 amino acids. The transcript is spliced from 2 exons. Lineage: Eukaryota; Metazoa; Arthropoda; Insecta; Diptera; Tephritidae. The record is from RefSeq and is a predicted model, not a curated record.